Molecule: messenger RNA, 1918 nt
Organism: Leptinotarsa decemlineata (Colorado potato beetle)
Lineage: Eukaryota; Metazoa; Arthropoda; Insecta; Coleoptera; Chrysomelidae
Biological process (GO): iron ion transport
Cellular component (GO): plasma membrane
Molecular function (GO): oxidoreductase activity; copper ion binding
Source: RefSeq, a predicted model, not a curated record
AUGAUCAGUGGUCAGUGUUGGUGAAUGAAUUGAAUAAUAACUAUGAAGAUAAGUGGAUGAUGAAUUAUUACUAUACGACUGGAUGUUGCAAAGAGAGAAGUGUUCAUAUAUCAUUUAGUUUGCAUUAACUUGAAAUGUGUAGAUAGUUUUAUUGAGGAAUUUUUGUGAUAUGGUAGAUUAUAGUGAAAAAUCAAUUCAUUUGGUGACACCAAAAAUGAGUGGUAUGAAUUUGAUGCUUAUUAGGGCAUCAAUAGUUUUGGGAAUGGUAGCAGCAGUAGUGACUUUGUUAUAUUUAACUCCUGUGCCAGAUCAAAACUUUAAAAGCUGUGAUAGACCUUGCCAUGAUUUAGACUGGCCAAUGAUAUGUCGAGUUACAAUGCAUAUUGAAAUGUUGAAAAGUAAUAUAAUAUGUGACAACUGCCAAGAUAACUCUACGGAGUGCUCGAAUUCUUUCUGCUCGAUUACAGAUAGUUCUUCCAGAGGCAUAAUUACUGCUAAUCGUCAACUCCCAGGGCCCUCAAUACAUGUUUGCCAUAAUGACAUCCUUGUCGUUAACGUCGUCAACAAAAUUCCUGGUCACAGCCUCAGUAUACACUGGAGGGGACAGCCCAAUAAUGAAGCACCUUUCAUGGAUGGAGUGCCCAUGGUAACUCAGUGUCCUAUAUCAAGUUACACUACGUUCCAAUACCAGUUCAGAGCAUCAUCUCCUGGAACGCAUUUCUAUCACGCACACUCUGAUACAGAUCGAUCUUCUGGUUUGUUUGGAGCUAUUGUCGUGAGACAAACUGAAAAGGCAGAACACCAUAGGAAACAGUAUGAUGCUGACCUGGAGGACCAUAUGAUUUUACUAUCAGAGUGGUCUCCGGAAUUCAAUGGAGAAACUAGAAGUAUUUUAAUCAAUGGUAAAGGAUCAGGUGACACAAUUCAUGCCGUUUUCAGAGUAACAAAAGGUAAAAGGUUUCGAUUUCGAGUAGCUCAUGUUGGAGGUACCACAGGCUGUCCAAUGACGCUGGCUAUAGACAAUCAUUUACUGAAAAUUAUUUCACUUGAUGGUAAUCCUAUCAAGCCAUAUGAAGCAUCUUCGAUAAAGUUAGCGAAAGGAGAGAGAUUGGACUUCAUAUUGAAAACCAAUCAGAAAUUUGGUACCUAUGAAAUGAAGGUUAAUGCUAACUGCGAAGGAAAUGAUCUGAAUGGUAAAGCAGUCAUUAGAUAUGAAGGCUCGACUCUUGGACCAUCAUUACCAACGUUGGAUUUCAUGAAGAGUUCAAGAAUAUUCGAUACAUCCCUUGCUGCGAGAGAUGUUUCUGGAGUUUCCUUGUCGAAUGUCAGAUCAUUCGAAAAAAUUGAUUCGGUCCUGAAAAAUACUGACGUUGAUGUGAAAUUGUAUCUAGGAUUUGAUUAUGUUGACGGAAAACAUUUUUCCAUCCAGGGUGAGGAUAAAAAUAAUAUAACUUUCGUGUACCCUUCAUCACCGUUGCUCACACAACCAGCUGAUGUUCCACUCGACUCCAUGUGUAAUGAAUCGAAUUGGCCGGCUCGAUGUGCAGGAAAAAUCACUUGCGAAUGCGUUCAUGUUGAACAUGUCCCGUUGGGAAGCACUGCUGAGAUUAUAUUGAUCGAUCAAGGUGGCGAUGACGAUGAAUACAUUUUUCAUCUCCAUGGGUACCAUUUCUAUGUUGUCGGUUCGAGAAUUUUUGAGACACCGCCAUUGAAAAAUGAAGUUAUUGAUAUGGAUAAAUCGAAUAAUUUGAUGAAACGAAACUUAAUGAAUCCAGUACGCAAAGAUACAAUAAGAGUUCCUAGAAAUGGAGUCGUUGCACUAAGGUUUUUGGCAGAUAAUCCUGGUUUUUGGUUGUUGAGAGAUGAGAAAUCCGAAGGAUGGACAAGGGGAAUGGACAUACUUACACACGUCCCAUGA